AACGGACGAGAUGGGGGCCGUUCACACCGAAUGUGUAAUGCUCGCGUCUGUUCUGUUUUCCCAUUGUUUAAACACAUGCUGGACGAAUGUCUUUGACAUUUGCACCGCGUCUCGCUUUUUCUUCAGCAUCUUGCGCAGGACCAGCAUAUUUUAAACACAAUGUCAAAUAAAAAAUUUCCAAACAGAGAGACACCUGCGCACUGUUUCAUUCUGUGUGCUGCGUCUAGAUUGUUUUUAGCGCAGUUAUCACAAAUAUUUUACAUUCUAAACAAGUUCAGCCGGCAUAGGAGACUGUUGCAUUGUUUCAUGCUUCCAUAUUGUUUUGAACCAGGUGAAGUUAAGUUUCAUUAAAUUAACGUUACAGCUUGACUGAGAAGAGAGACACCACUUCAUGAUGAAGCUGCUUUGCGGUUUUACAUUGUUAUUAGCAAUUGUUGUUGCCUAUUACAUCUACAUCCCAUUGCCCAGGACAAUUUCAGAACCAUGGAAACUGAUGGUGUUGGAUGCAACAUUUCGGGGGGUUGUAUGGAUGGGUGAUGUUUCUCACUCACUUGGUCUGAGCCAUAGUGUUCGUGUUAUCAACUUUGCUAUAACCAGUUUUGAGAGUCUGGUGCCUGUGACAAACAAAGAAAUCCAGGUUGAAGAUACCCUGUUUGAUGGGGUCCAUGUGCGUGUAUACCACCCUCCAGGAAAAGAAGGCAAGCUGAGGCGGGCAGUGGUGUUCAUCCAUGGAGGUGGAUGGGCCCUGUGUGCACCAAAGUUGGGAUCAUAUGACUGUCUUUGCAGACAAAUGGCAGAUGAUCUGGAUGCAGUGGUUGUAACAGUCGACUAUCGCAUGGCUCCUGAUGUACACUUCCCAGUGCAGUAUGAGGACUGUGUGCAGGCUACUAAGCACUUCCUUAGGCCAGAAGUACUGGCGCAAUACUUUGUGGAUACAGAGCGAAUAGCAGUGUGUGGAGACAGUGCUGGAGGGAACCUGGCUGCUGCUGUGGCUCAACAAAUUGGAAUAGAUGACAGCACCUCGGUAAAAUUCAAACUUCAAGUCUUAAUCUACCCUGUGCUUCAAGCAUUAGACUUCAACACAGCUUCCUAUCAGCAGAACCAGAAUGUUCCCAUCUUGUAUCGCACACUAAUGGCUCGUUUCUGGUUGGAGUACCUAGGUGCCAACCCUGAACUUAUUCAUUCCAUUCUGAUUAACAACCACACGGCCCAAGAUGAGAGGCACUUGUCCUUGAACCUUUCUAAACUUGACUGGACCACUCUCCUCCCUAAACGAAUGAUUAAGCAUUAUAAGCCUGUUUUCCCUGUUACUGGGUCACCCAGUAUCUUUAAGGAGGUACCAGCAUUACUGGAUGCCAGAGCCGCACCAUUACUUGCAAAUGAGGAGGUUUUGCAUAUGGCACCACGUGCUUAUAUUCUGACCGGUGAGCAUGAUGUUUUGAGGGAUGAUGGGAUAAUGUAUGCCAGGAGGUUGGAGCUGGCAGGGGUCUCUGUUACAAAUGACCAUUAUGAAGAUGGUUUCCAUGGCUGUGUGAGCUUCGCAUUCUGGCCCUUAAAAUUCUCUGUCGGAAUACGGGCAGUGAAGAAUUAUAUAGCUUGGCUUGAUGACAAUUUGUAAUUCUUUGGCCUACAUGUUAUUUGUUACAAUUAUGCCAAAAAAGCACACGUUACUAGCUAAUACGAGCACUCAUUUGCUCAUUAAGUCAAGUCAUUUGAACAAGAAUGAGGAUUUGUUGUUUAUAUAUUGUAGAUGGAGUAAAGUGGUUAAAAGGCUCAUGCUAAUGAAUUUAAGUAAUUCAUGUUCUGCCAUUAUUUUAAAGAAACUAUAUUACUGCUUUCAGAUAAAGGUUUACACAUUUAAUUGUAUUACCAAUGUACGAAGAAUCAAAUAACAAAGGAAUUCCUCUUCAAACCUUUGGUCUUGCUACAGCAAAAGUUUACCCCAAAACGAAAAUUCUGUCAACAUGUUGUUCCAAACCUGUAUGACUUUCUUUCUUCUAGGAAACACAGAAGGAGAUGUAAGGCAGAAUGUUUAUGCUCAGUCACCAUUCACUUUCAUUGUAUGGGAAAAAAUAUGCAAUUAAAGUUAAUGGUGACUGAGGCAAUCAUUCUGCCUAACAUCUUCUUUUGUGUUCCAUGGAAGAAAGUCAUAAGGGUUUGGAACAAUGAAAACAAUGACAGAAUUUUCAUUUGUGAAUAAACUGUUUAAUCUAGGCAAGUACAAUAUGUGCACAUGUAAGCCACACUUUAUUCAUUGUCAUUUUACUGACUGAUUAAAUUAUCAUUACUACUAAUACUGUUAUUAACAACAACAAAAAAGUAUUAUCUCACCAUGCAAUCCAUAACAUUUAUAGUUAUAGUUUAUAGUUAGACUUCCAGUUUACUUCAAAGAUCUUAAAUGGAGGCAGAGGUUAUCUCAUGCUUACUGUGAAAUAUGAGUCAAUAAAGGAGUGUCAGAUAAAAUUGUUUUGGAAGUGAACAUAAAUACUGAAGUGCUAAACCAUUCUGGAUGGCUUCCUAAAGUCUUCCUAACUCCUACACGCUGGGCUUCAGGACAUGACAUGAUCUUAAAAAGUGAUAUGUUUAGUCGUUUAUUGAGAUCCUGUAUCGCCUAUCAAAGAACAAAUUCAAAAUUUGAAUGAUUGACCUAUCAAAGAAGAAUUAUGUCUUUUAAAAUUGGCAAUAGUGCCACAAUUCUGCCCUCUAGCUAUCAAGAUGAUGAACUGGUUGGAAAGUAUUCAGUACCCAACUCUGAAGCUAGGCUUACUAAAGGUCCUAUAAGAUAAACAUAGUCAAACAUUUUUAAUGAAUCUGACAUGAUAGCAAAUACAUGAGACACACACAUUU
Xyrauchen texanus (razorback sucker) is the source of this 2847-nucleotide messenger RNA. It is a transcript of the gene nceh1a, whose product is annotated as neutral cholesterol ester hydrolase 1a. Lineage: Eukaryota; Metazoa; Chordata; Actinopteri; Cypriniformes; Catostomidae. Gene Ontology annotation, cellular component: membrane. Gene Ontology annotation, molecular function: carboxylic ester hydrolase activity. The coding region runs from base 392 to 1618 and encodes 408 amino acids. The record is from RefSeq and is a predicted model, not a curated record. The transcript has 6 exons.